AUGUCACCUUUCUGGCUCGCGGACGAGCUUAUCGGGAGCGUGUCUGACUUCAAGGCUCACCACUCCAGGGACUUCUCCGUAUCGUCUACCCAAACCCUUACCAACGGGGGUGACGACACCGGCAGCCUUGCACGGCUCCAUUCAACGAGCCUGGGAGAAGCGGACCGGUAUGCUACCUUAGCUGAUCUAUUAAUCGACUCGGCGCCGCACCUGAGGCAUUUAGCUACCGUCAAUGCAGACGACUCGAAGUCCCGGGUCGUGUCUUUCCCUCCCGGCCGCCAUCCUGUUACUCCCGUAGAGGAACAGCGACACCCGGGAAAGCAGAUCAACAGCACCACGAAGCUGGACGCUCAAGAACCUCCCAGCGAUGAGUCAAGCCAGCAAACCUCCUCUACCGACGGCGAAAGCGCCGACCAGAAGGAUGCAUUCUUACAGGGAAUUCCCUUAUUAUUACUUACCAUUGGUCUCUCAUUAGUUGUUUUCUUAAUCUCUAUAGAUCGUACUAUUAUUACAACCGCCAUUCCUUUUAUCACCUCCGAGUUCAAAUCCACGUCGGACAUCGGUUGGUAUGGGUCAUCAUAUCUCCUUACGGCGUGCGCCUUCCAGCCCGUCUUCGGACGAGUCUUCACUCUCUUUAACCCCAAAUGGGCGUAUCUCCUAUCCAUGUUUGUUUUCGAAAUCGGAUCUAUCAUCAGCGGAUUCGCGCCGUCUUCCGCCUCUCUUAUCAUUGGACGCGCAAUUGCUGGCUUCGGCAGCGCGGGUAUCCUGACUGGAAGUUUCGUUAUUGUUGCUACGGCUGUGCCUUUGACUGUCAGGCCGAUAUAUACUGCUGUUGUUGGGUUAAUGUUCGGCGUUGGCGCAACAGUGGGACCUCUAAUCGGAGGCGUAUUUACAGAUUUAGUCACGUGGCGAUGGUGCUUCUGGAUCAACCUUCCCGUAGGCGCCGUGACGAUUAUCGUCAUGAUUCUCGUAUAUCACCCGCGCCCACACAAGGGACCUAGGCCCAAAAUCAUGGACCGCCUUGUCAAACUCGACCUCGUCGGCAACGUCAUCCUCCUUGGCUCAGCCGUAAUGCUGUUCCUAGCCCUCGAGUACACGCUCACGGGCGCGGACUGGGCGAGCGCCGAGAUCAUCGGGCUGCUCGCCGGCGCCGGCGUCACGGCCAUCGUCUUCGUGGCGUGGCUCUGGUGGAAGAAAGACGGGGCCUUAAUCCCGCCGGCGAUCGCCAAGCAGCGCACGGUGGCGGCGUCCUGCCUCAUGGCCUUCUUCACGUACGGCGCGCUCCUCAUCCACACCUACUUCCUGCCGAUCUGGUUCCAAGCCAUCCUCGGCUACUCGGCCAUCGAGUCCGGCGUCGCCAUGAUCCCGUACUUCGUCGCCAACGCGCUCUUCUCCGUCUUCUCCGGCGUCUUCGUCUCCGUCGUCGGCUACUUCACCCCGCCCGCCAUCCUCGGCUCCGCCGUCGGCACCGUCGGCUGCGGCAUCAUCACCCUGUUCAACCCGGGCAUGGCCACCGCCUCCUGGAUCGGGUUCGAGAUCCUCGCCUCCGCCGGCUUCGGCAUGUCCAUACAGCAGGGCUUCACGGCCGUGCAGACCGUGCUCGCGCCCGCCGACCUCGCCGUCGGCACCGCGUCCGUCGUCGCCUCGCAGUCGCUAGGCGGCGCCGUGUUUAUUUCCGUCGGUAACAGCGUGUUUCAGAACCGCCUCGAGGCGCUCGUCCAAGAGACCGAUAUCCCCGGCGUCGACGUGCGCGAGGUCAUCCGCGCCGGCGCCGUCGCGUUCCGCGACGUGGUGCCCGAGGCUGAUUUGCCGGCGCUGUUAAAGCUGUAUGAUGCCGCGCUGCAUACGGUGCUCGUUGUUGCGGUGCCGCUUGGCGCGUGCGCGUUCUUGGCGUGUUGUGCCUUGCAGUGGAAGAGUGUGAAGAGGCCGCCGCCGCCGAAGAAGGAGGGGGCUGGGGCAGGGGCGGAUGGGGAUGCAGGUAACAAGGUGUAUGUGCAUGCGCGGGUUGGGGAUUGUUUAUGUUAUGCGAUGGGUUGA
Molecule: messenger RNA, 2037 nt
Organism: Annulohypoxylon truncatum
Lineage: Eukaryota; Fungi; Ascomycota; Sordariomycetes; Xylariales; Hypoxylaceae
Product: MFS general substrate transporter
Exons: 5
Coding region: 1-2037 (678 amino acids)
Biological process (GO): transmembrane transport
Molecular function (GO): transmembrane transporter activity
Source: RefSeq, a predicted model, not a curated record